CUCUCUCACUCUCUCUCUCUCUCUCUCUCCAAUCCAAAAGGAAGCAGAACAAGAAAGCUCACAAGAAGUUUUCAUCUUCAUCAAAUGCAAAAGAAGUUGAUACAAUGUCUCUUCUCUGUGAUCUUCAAAUCAAUCUCAAUAACCAAUUCACUUUCUUCGUCAAUCAGGAUUUGAUUUCAGAGUACUCAGGGUUCUUGAGGAAGAUGAUAAAACAGAGCAAUAAGAAGAAGAAGAAUCACAAGAACAGUAGAAUCAUUAUCGAAGUCGAAGAUUUUCCAGGUGGGUCAGAUGGGUUCGACUUGGUUUCAAGAUUCUGUUACGGUAAUGGCGGAGGAAUCUCGAUCGAUGUCUCAAAUGUCUCCAUUUUGCAUUGUUCUUCUGUCUUCCUUGAGAUGACAGAGAAACUCUGUUCCUCGAAUCUUUUGCUUCAAACAGACAAGUUUUUAGAAGGUAUGUUCUACUGGUCAUGGAAUGACAUCGUUUUGUGUCUCAAGAGCUGCGAACAAGUGUUCCUACACGCAGAUUCUUACGGUCUUGUUGAUAAGCUUGUUUUCGGGGUUUUAGCCAAAAUCGCUCAGAAUUCAGACAUGAGUCAUGUCUUUUCAUCAUCCUCUCCGUCUUCCUCUGCCUCUGCCUCCUCUCAUUCGCCGGAGACGGCAAGGAAUAGGUCUGAUUCUGACAAACGGUCUACUUCAAGGUCGCUUUCUUGCAGGACAAGUAACGAGUGGUGGUUCGAUGAUAUGUCAAUUCUCGGGCCAAAAAUCAUCGAAAAGGUGAUGAAAACACUUGGUGCGCAUGAUAAGAACAAUGACAGCUUGGUCCUCACAAGAUUUCUCCUCCAUUACCUCAAGACAAAGGUCCAAAACAAAUCAAACAACAAGCUCGAGUAUGCAGGUUUAGCUGAUACAGCGGUUCGAGGAGUGGUUUUCGCGGCGAAAACCGCUUUUUCCUGCAGAAAAAUGUUCUGGGUUCUUCGCGUUUUAUCGGGAUUUAGCAUCAGUAAAGAAUCAAGAAUUGGUUUAGAGAGAGUUAUAGGAGAAAUGCUGGAUCAAGCAACACUUGAUGAUCUUCUGAUUCCAGCAGGAGGAAAAAAAGAAAAAGGGUUUUACGAUGUGGAUUUGGUGAUAAGAUUACUCAAAGUGUUCGUGAGAACUGGAAACACAGAAGAAGAACAGAAUUUGAAAAUGAGAAGAAUUGGGAAGUUGAUUGAUAAGUAUCUGAGAGAGAUAUCUCCAGACCAGAAUCUUAAAGAGUCAAAGUUUCUUGAAGUUGCAGAGAGUUUGCCAGAUUCAGCUAGAGAUUGGUUUGAUGGAUUAUACAGAGCCAUUGAUAUCUAUCUUGAGUCUCAUCCGAAACUAUCAUCCGAGGAUAGAACAAAACUAUGUCGAUGUCUAAACUACAAGAAAUUGACAUUGGAAACAUGCAAACAACUUGCGCAAAAUCCCAAGAUCCCUCCUAAUAUUGCAGUUCAAGCACUCAAGUCACAACAAUUGUCAAACGAGACUCAACCACACUCAAGAGAGGACAAGAAGAGAGUAAACAAGAUCUGGAAUUCGCGUAAGUACUUAGAAGAGAAACCAAUACUGGUGCAUUUGAAAGGUUUUGGGAUGUCGGAGAAGUUUGAAGAUGACCUAAAGAUGAAUUUGGAGAGGAAGCAAUGGAAUAGUUCUGGAAAAAAUUGUAAGGAAAAGAAGAGUGAAGUAGUGUCAAGUUCUAGUUUUCCAAGGCUUUGUUAAUUAAUUCACUCGUCAUUUUUUUUCUUAUUUCUCUAGAUAUAGAUUGGAAUAUCAUCAUAUCAUCAUCACACACAUGCACGUCUCGUGUAUAUUAUAAGCUUAUUCAUGCAAAAUAUAUUUCACGUAGUUUCGAGAAUGCAUAUAAGGAUGUCCGACCUUGUGGAUGCAAAUAAAAUGGAUAUUUUGUAA
This is a messenger RNA of Arabidopsis lyrata subsp. lyrata, 1925 nucleotides long. RefSeq names its product BTB/POZ domain-containing protein At3g19850. The record is from RefSeq and is a predicted model, not a curated record. NCBI's taxonomy places the organism in Eukaryota, Viridiplantae, Streptophyta, Magnoliopsida, Brassicales, Brassicaceae. Bases 105 to 1736 code for a protein of 543 amino acids. Gene Ontology annotation, molecular function: protein binding. The transcript has 3 exons.